This is a messenger RNA of Sitophilus oryzae (rice weevil), 587 nucleotides long. It is a transcript of the gene mRpS21, whose product is annotated as 28S ribosomal protein S21, mitochondrial. Gene Ontology annotation, molecular function: structural constituent of ribosome. Lineage: Eukaryota; Metazoa; Arthropoda; Insecta; Coleoptera; Curculionidae. The transcript is spliced from 2 exons. Gene Ontology annotation, cellular component: ribosome. The coding region runs from base 271 to 534 and encodes 87 amino acids. The record is from RefSeq and is a predicted model, not a curated record. Gene Ontology annotation, biological process: translation.
CAGCUCUUCCAUUUGUUAGAUGGAGAGAUAUAAUCUGUGAUUUUCAAUACAUUAAAGAAACUUGAAAUUAAUUUCGUAUUUUUAAAUUUAGGCGCUUAAACACCACAGAUCAGUCAAAUGGAAAUAGAUCAAAGCGAAAUUAAUCUAUUUGUCUAUGGCUAAAUUAGAAAAACUUAACCUCAAAACAGCAAAAGUCCUAAUUUUUUGCAAAAAAAAUAAUUUAAAACUGAUUUGAAACAUAUUUGAUUAGUAUUUUUUUAGAAUAACAAAAUGAGACAUGCUAGCUUUAUAGCCCGUACGGUUUUUGUACAGAACAACGAUGUAGAAGCCGCUUGUAGGAUUCUAAAUCGAAUAUUAGGCAGAGAAGAAAUAUUCGAUCAGUUUAGAAGAACUCGGUUCUACGAAAAGCCUUAUCAGUACCGAAGAAGAGUAAACUUUGAAAAAUGUAAAGCCUUAUACAACGAGGAUAUGCAAAGGAAAAUUGAAUUUAUUUUGAGGAAAAAUAGAGUAGAUCCGUUCCCUGGAUCAUUGUAAAGUGUUGUAUAGAAAUUGUAGUAAAUAAAUGUGAUAUUAUAUUACAAAAUGAU